This is a messenger RNA of Sphaeramia orbicularis (orbiculate cardinalfish), 1292 nucleotides long. It is a transcript of the gene hspb9, whose product is annotated as heat shock protein, alpha-crystallin-related, 9. NCBI's taxonomy places the organism in Eukaryota, Metazoa, Chordata, Actinopteri, Kurtiformes, Apogonidae. The transcript is spliced from 2 exons. Gene Ontology annotation, biological process: protein refolding; response to heat; negative regulation of apoptotic process. The record is from RefSeq and is a predicted model, not a curated record. Gene Ontology annotation, cellular component: nucleus; cytoplasm. Bases 414 to 1067 code for a protein of 217 amino acids.
GACCCAGACCAGGACUUCAGCAGGAGGACCCAGUGAGACCCCCUAUCUGAAACAGACCAGGACCCAGACCAGGACUCCAGCAGGAGGACCCAGUGAGACCCCCUAUCUGAAACAGACCAGGACCCAGACCAGGACUUCAGCAGGAGGACCCAGUGAGACCCCCUAUCUGAAACAGACCAGGACCCAGACCAGGACUCCAGCAGGAGGACCCAGUGAGACCCCCUAUCUGAAACAGACCAGGACCCAGACCAGGACUUCAGCAGGAGGACCCAGUGAGACCCCCUAUCUGAAACAGACCAGGACCCAGACCAGGACUCCAGCAGGAGGACCCAGUGAGGACUCUGACCGGUCCAGCCUCUGAGGAAGUGCACUGGUGUUGAGUUGCGGUCCAUCUGUGUCCUCCUGGUUUUGACAUGGCCUCCUUGACCGGCCUGCUGGACGACGUCCCUCCCUUCUUCAGCCCUGGACGUGUCCUUUGGCCUUCGCAGCGCGGCGCCCUGUCCUCGCUGCAGCAGGAGUUCUUCAACAGGAGGCUGAACCUGGCAGAAGGCCUCCUGAGGGAGAUCCAGCACGAAGCCCACCUACUGCCACUCAUGUCCUCCACCUUAGCAAGGCUGACCAAUGCGGAGCAGCAGAGAGACGCUUCCAGCAUGGAGCAGCAGAACCAGGUCCAGCAGGUGUCCGAGAACAACCGUGACCUCCUGGUGACCCUUGACGCCCGUGGAUACGCCCCCGGUGACAUCACUGUCAAACUGGAGGGCCGCAGCGUGGCGGUGGUGGCCAUGAAACAGGCGUCUGCAGACCAGUCCCACACCACCUCCUCCUGCUCCUCCUCUGCUGCCUUCAGCUCCUCAGCCUCCUCACACGUGGGCUUCGUCCAGAAGAUCGAUCUGCCCGCCCACCUGGACCUGUCCGGCCUGUCCUGUUCCCUGAUGGACGACGGACAGCUUCGAAUCCACGCCCCCGUGGCCAAACAGCCAAUCAGUGAAGAGCGCCAAGUGCCCAUUCGGUUCAGGACAUCGCUGGAGUUCCCCAUCACCCAGGACAAGAUGGAGGACGCAGACUAACGCCCACAUCACACCUUCAGUGACCUACAGUGACCUUCACUGAUCUUCAGUGACCUUCGGUGACUGACACUGAAACUCUCUUUACUGAAUGAGGCGCCAUGUUUUGAUGCUCAUUCACUUACACUUAAAGACUGUGAUGAGUUAAGUUUACAGGACUAAAUAUGAUUAUUUAUUUUAUAAAGAUUUGAAAUUUGUAAAAACUUUUUGAAAUAAAAAAUAUUUCAU